AUGAAGUUGAAGCUUCUAAUUCCAACUCUCUUAUCCACUCUCAUCUCUUCCUUUUAUAUAACUUCCCCCCAACCCCUUGAAACUACCACAACCAUCACCGCUGGCAUCGACGCCAUCACCGAUACAUCUAUCCCCUUCGACUCUGAUGGUCAUGAGGUCCAACCAGGGUUAAAGUACCAUAUAACCCCAAUCCAAUCAAACGAUAGUAGCGGUGGUGGCCUCUCUCUUGCUUCACGAGAUGGUAUUUGUCCUCCCUUUGUUGUUCAAGAAAACACCCAACUCUCAAACGGUCUCCCUCUUAGAUUUGUACCACUUGACACAAAACAAAAUUCCAUAACCUUGUCGAGUGAUCUCAACAUUUUGUUUAAUGCUGCAACAAUAUGUGUUCAGUCCACCGUAUGGAGGGUGAUCAGUGGUGGCGGUUUUGGUGGUGGAAAGUACUACGUGAGGAGUGGCGGCGUGGUGGGUCGGCCAGGGGUGGCUACCGUAAGUAAUUGGUUUAGGAUCGAGAGGGUUGGGGAUAUUGGAUAUAAAAUAGUGUUUUGUCCAAGUGUUUGUAGUGGUAGUUGUAAAGUUGUGUGUGGAGAUGUGGGGAUUUUAGAGGAAAAUGGAAAGAAAUGGCUCGCCCUUGGUGACAAACCACUUGUCUUUAUGUUUCAGAAGGCUUAA
Messenger RNA from Lactuca saligna, 669 nucleotides. The record is from the annotation of a GenBank genome assembly. NCBI's taxonomy places the organism in Eukaryota, Viridiplantae, Streptophyta, Magnoliopsida, Asterales, Asteraceae.